Vicia villosa (hairy vetch) is the source of this 1284-nucleotide messenger RNA. RefSeq names its product heat shock cognate 70 kDa protein-like. The coding region runs from base 1 to 1284 and encodes 427 amino acids. Gene Ontology annotation, molecular function: ATP binding; heat shock protein binding; misfolded protein binding. NCBI's taxonomy places the organism in Eukaryota, Viridiplantae, Streptophyta, Magnoliopsida, Fabales, Fabaceae. Gene Ontology annotation, biological process: cellular response to unfolded protein; protein refolding. The transcript is spliced from 5 exons. Gene Ontology annotation, cellular component: cytoplasm. The record is from RefSeq and is a predicted model, not a curated record.
AUGGCAAAAGAAGAUAAAGGAUAUGCCGUUGGAAUAGACCUUGGAACUACGUACUCUUGUGUUGGUGUGUGGCAAGAACAACAUGGUAGAGUUGAGAUUAUUCACAAUGAUCAUGGCAACAAAAUUACUCCUUCUUUUGUUGCUUUUACUCAUGAUCAUCAAAGAUUGAUUGGUAAUGCUGCUAAAAAUCAAGCUGCCAUAAAUCCUGAAAACACUGUCUUUGAUGCUAAGAGGCUAAUUGGUAGAAAGUUUAGUGAUUCUAUAGUCCAGAAAGAUAUAAUGUUGUGGCCAUUCAAGGUCAUUGCGGGUGUGAAUGAUAAAUCAAUGAUUUCCCUCAAGUAUAAAGGGCAAGAUAAGAGCUUCUGUGCAGAGGAAAUCUCUUCUAUGGUACUUACAAAAAUGCGGGAGAUUGCAGAGGCAUAUUUGGAAUCACCACGAAAAGCCACUAUUAAUGCCGGUGUCAUUGCUGGUCUUAAUGUUUUGAAGAUAAUCAAUGAACCAACUGCUGCAGCUAUUGCAUAUGGCCUUGACAAGAGAAUUAACUGCGUGGGAGAACGGAAUAUUUUUGUGUUUGACCUUGGUGGUGGGACUUUUGAUGUGUCUAUUCUUACUAUCAAGGAUAAGGUCUUUAAAGUUAAGGCUACUGCAGGAAACACUCACCUUGGGGGAGAGGAUUUUGAUAGUAGAAUGGUGAACUAUUUUGUAGAGGAGAUCAAGAGGAAGAAAAAGUUAGACAUUAUUGGGAAUCCAAAAGCCUUGAGGAGGUUGAGAACUGCGUGUGAGAAGGCGAAACGAGCACUUUCUUAUGCUAAUAUGACCAAUGUUGAGGUGGAUGCUUUAUUUCAAGGUGUUGAUUUUUCUUCAUCUAUCACGCGUGCGAAAUUUGAAGAAAUCAAUAUGGAUCUUUUUGACGAAUGUAUGGAGAUUGUCGAGAAGUGUCUUACCGAUGCUAAGAUGGACAAGAGUAACGUUGACGAUGUUGUCCUUGUUGGUGGAUCUUCUAGGAUACCUAAAGUGCAGCAACUAUUGCAGGACUUCUUCCAUGGGAAGGAAUUAUGUAGGAGUAUCAACCCUGAUGAGGCUGUUGCUUAUGGUGCAGCUGUCCAGGCUGCUUUGUUGAGUAAAAGCAUUAAGAAUGGUCCAAACUUGGCUUACCACCUGCUCCUCGCGGCCAUUCUUAUGAUUUUUUCUGCUAUGGAUAAAUCCACUGGCAGUAAGAAUGAGGUUACAAUAACAAAUGACAAAGGAAGGUUUGAUAUGCUUUACAGUAUUUCACUUGGUUAA